CCAGAGCCUUUUUUUGCCAUAUAAGAGCUUGAGCAUCCCUGUGAAUACAGACACGGCUGAAAUUAUCGAGCAUUUGUCAUUUAUCACAGACACAUUAACGAAGAUUCCCCUCAUUAUUCCAGUGCAGUAUUCCAGGAGAUUUGACAAAAACUGACAAAAUGACCAACGAUACUGAAGUGGAUAUGAAAGAUGUGGAGCUCACCGAGAUGGAGCAGGAGAAGCAGCCCAUGACGGAGGGGGAGGCUGCAAAUAAUCACUCCAUCUCUCCCGUAUCCAAGGAGAAUGGCUUUGUAAAGGUGAAGAUUCCAGAAGAGGAGACCAAAUUCACUGGGUUAUCCAAAGAAGAGCUCAUGAAAGUAGCUGGAACAGCAGGGUGGGUUAAAGUCCGCUGGGUACUUCUGAUCCUGUUCUGGCUUGGUUGGGUGGGCAUGCUGGCUGGUGCGAUUGCCAUCAUUAUUCAAGCUCCUCGAUGCAAGCCCCUCCCUGAGAUGAACUGGUGGAACUAUGGACCUCUGUACCAGAUUGGAGAUGUGAACUCCUUUACAGCGUCUUCAAAGUUGAAAGGUGUGACUGAAAAGCUUCAGGUGAUGGAUGAGUUGAAGGUGAAGGGUCUGAUCAUUGGCCCGAUCCAUGUGUCCAGUGCUGAUGAGCCUGAGAAACUGGAUUUGACCGCGAUUGCUGAAGAGGCUGGUAAUCUGACACAGUUUAAAGAAGUCAUUACUGCUGCACACAGGAGAGGUAUCUCUGUUGUUUUGGACCUGACCCCUAACUAUAAAGGCAAAGAACCCUGGUUUGCCAACACUGUCCGCACUGUGCUCAAACUGGAGUCUGCCUUGGAGCAUUGGCUAAAAGAAGGUGUAGAUGGUUUCCUCUUCUACGGUGUCGAUAAGGUGUUCACUGCAGCCCCGUCCCUUUGGAAUGAUGUCAGAAUCCUUAUCCACAACCGAACGGAAUCAGUGGGAAAAACAAAAAAGGUCUUAAUUGGUGUUACAAAUCAGUCCUCUCCUGAUGAGAUUGAUGCCAUGUUGAACAAAACUGGUGUUGACCUGCUCCUCACUGGUGCUUUAAGAUCCACAUCUGCUAUGGACAUUGCCAAUACUGUUGACUACUUGUAUUCAGCUUACGGUCAGACCAGACUGGCUUGGAACAUAGGUGGUCGUAUUGCUGGACACCUGGCUUCAUUGGUGGGGCGUGCCAAAGUCAAGUUGAAUCAGCUGCUACUGCUCACUCUGCCAGGCACACCGGUCUUUAAUUACGGGGAUGAGAUUGGACUGCAAGAUGAUGAGGGGACCAAAAAUCCAGUCAUGGUAUGGGGUGAAAAGAAUACAGAGGCUGAAAACACUUUCAAGUUCUUCAAGUCUGUGAGUGAAAAACGGUCAAAAGAGCGCUCUUUGCAGCAUGGAGAAUACUUGCCUUUGUUCAACUCGACCUCCGCCAUGGCCUAUGUGCGAAGCUGGGACCAGAAUGAACGCUACCUUAUUGCACUCAACUGGAACACAACAGAAACGGUCACUCUUGAGCUGAAGCAUGCUGAGAUUCCUGAACGUGCUACAGUAGUGCUCAGUACUACUGAUGAUCAAAAUGGUGACGUGCUUAAGCUUGCACAACUAGUGGUGAAGCCAGAACAAGGUUUAAUGCUGAAGUUUCCUUACACUCCCUGAAGACACAUUGUGAACUCCCAAUUAGUGUGAGGAUGUUGCUUUUACAUGCACAAAAGUUUGAUUGGCCAUUCUGUUACAAUAUUUAUAAUUUUUUCGUACAAAAACACUGGUAUAGAUCCUCAGAUAGUACUGUUACAUGCACUGCAUGACUACUAAACUGAACUUCAAGGUGGUUGUGUUUUUAUGUUACUUGGAAUACAUUCCACAGGAAGAAAAAUAUUUGUUUUUAUUUGAAUAAUUUUUUUGUUUUUAAAAUGUACUGCAAUUCUGCACACUAAAAAUUUUGAAAACCUAAUUCUUAUCUUGUAUUUAAUUGGAAAAAGAUGCAUGAAAAUGAAAGCUGUGGACAAUAAAUGAAGUGAUGCAGUUCA
Carassius auratus (goldfish) is the source of this 2032-nucleotide messenger RNA. RefSeq names its product solute carrier family 3 member 2b (gene slc3a2b). Gene Ontology annotation, cellular component: basolateral plasma membrane; apical plasma membrane. The record is from RefSeq and is a predicted model, not a curated record. Gene Ontology annotation, biological process: L-leucine import across plasma membrane; phenylalanine transport; L-alanine import across plasma membrane. Bases 159 to 1661 code for a protein of 500 amino acids. Gene Ontology annotation, molecular function: L-alanine transmembrane transporter activity; aromatic amino acid transmembrane transporter activity; L-leucine transmembrane transporter activity. NCBI's taxonomy places the organism in Eukaryota, Metazoa, Chordata, Actinopteri, Cypriniformes, Cyprinidae. The transcript is spliced from 9 exons.